AUGGAGUCGGGGUGGCUGCGCGAAGAGGACGCAGCGCUGAUCGAGGAGGAUGCCGAGAGGAACGCUGAGCAGGCCGAGAGGAAUUCGGCCAUGAGGUCGAUGCUGAAGCGGCGCCGGGCGGAGGAGACCAAGGAGCAGCCCGUGGAAGCCCCGCAGGCCUUCAUGGCGGUGUCCAAAGCCGCGGCGCAGCGCAACGUGGACCAGGGGAAGCCCCCGUGGUUCGUGACGCGCCCGCACAUCGAGAACGCGGUGCUGCGGCUCCACGAGGAGAUGCUGGACUUCGUAGACUUCAUGCAGCACACCCGGGAGGAGGUGCACGCCCGGAGGAAGUGGGUACAGACCAUCAAGGAGGCGUGCGUGGCGCUGUGGCCGGCCUGCCGCGUCACCAUCUUCGGGUCCUUCUUCACGGGCCUCUCCUUGCCCAACGGGGACGUGGACGUGGCCGUGUCCGAGAUCCCCUGCAAGACCUCCACGGCCAUGAAGAUGCUGGCGGACCACCUGCUCUCCAAGGGCCACAUCAGCUGGCUGGAGAUCAUUGAGACCGCCAAGGUGCCGGUGAUCAAGGUGCGGUCGCAGGCCUGCGGCCUGCGGGCGGACAUCGUCUUCAGCCAGCCUGACGGCAUCGAGUCCUCCAAGUUCAUCCGCUCCAAGGUGAAGCAGUAUCCACAGAUGAAGCCUUUGCUCUUGUUCCUGAAGUACUUCCUUCUCCAGCGCGGGCUCCAUGAGACCUACACCGGCGGCAUGGGCUCGUAUCUGCUGUGCAACGUGGUGCUCCACUUCCUGCAGAGACAUCCAUCUCUGAAGCACGGGCGGCAGUACUCCGGCACCUCCCUGGGCCACCUCUUGUUCGACUUCCUGAGGUACUAUGGGCAGGAGUUCAACUACUCGCAGGGCGUCUCGGUGCUGGAGGGGGGCGCCAUUUUUGCCAAGGGCGAGCGCUUCCCGAACUCCGAGAAGAAGCGGGGCCCGCAAACAGGUGUGACUCUGUGCGUGGAGUCGCCGCUCACGCCCGCCAUGGACUUGGGGGCUGCCUGCUUCAGGAUGCCAGUGCUGCGGAACUUGUUCCACCACGGCUUCCAUUGCCUGUGCCACCUCUUCGUGAGCCGCUCGCCCUCGGAGAGCUCCAUGCUGUGCCCGCUGCUCAUCGACCCCCAGCACCCGGUGAUCACGGACCGCUUCAAGCUCAUGGCCGUGCAGCCCAGCGCCUUCCCCGGGGCGAAGCCAGAAAACGAGCCGGAGCCGGAGGCAGAGGCGCAGCCCGAGAAGAAGCGCAGAAGGGAGGUCCGCUUUGCCUGUGAGGGCCAAAGCACACCGUUGGUUCGCCAGGAGAACUGGAUCCCCUCCUUGGUGGGUGCGAACAAUCGCACGGUUCAGGACUACGCCAAGGGCAACUUGGAGAACGUCUUGGCGCCUUCAAGGACCUCCUGGUCUUGUAUGAUGAGAUACGCGCAAGACUCGGUGGUGGAGCGUUUGGAGCACCGGCUGUUGGCCAUGGCGCCCCAGCUGCCCAUGGCCAAUCUGGAGCGGAUGAAUGCGGUGCGAUACGCCCCUGGGGAGUAUUUCAACGAGCACCACGACGGCAAGUUCCGGCCUCUGACGAUUUUCGUCUACCUCAAUGACCUUGAGGAGGACGAUGAUGCCGGGGACACGUACUUCCCCUACCUGGGCCUUAGCUUCCGUCCCAGGCGGGGCACAGCGCUGGUAUGGCCGAACUCGGUGAACGGCGCCGAGGAUGGGCGAGUGCUCCAUGCAGGGCGCGCUCCCAAGCUCGGCGUGAAGUAUGGUGUCAACUGCUUCUUCAACGUCAACCCGAUGCGGCACAUGCGGCCAGAUCUGCAGGAGUACAGCCUGGAAGGCUCCACCAAGGUGGAUGUCCGAAGCCUGGGUAGCUCAGAGAAUGAUGGCAAGCUGGUGGCGUACCAGCUCUGCAUGGCGCCCAAGCUGGUGGCCGUGAAGAGUUUCCUCAGCGACGAGGAGGUGAACCACUUCCUGGGCCUCGCGUCCCACGCGCGGGAGGCGCCGGUGUCUGGGGCCUUCUGCGGCGCCACGCAGACUUUGCGGAUCCUCAGCCAGGAGGAGACGGAGACGGUGGCGGAGGUGGAGGCGCGGCUGGCGGCCACCAGUGGGCUGCCGCUGGGCCAUUUGGCUCCGCUGCGCAUUGUUCGCACGGCCAGUGAUCGAGGACUGUCCAACCGCGGCUGUGGGCCGAAGUCGGUCUAUGUUUGCCUCAGCGAGACGGACGAAGUCUUCUUUUACAGGCUGGGCCUGCGCUUGAAGAUGAGAAGGGGCGAUGCCCUGCUGUGGCCCAAUGUGGAGUGGAAAGGCGAGGAUCCCAUUGAGGACCUUCGGACUGUCCGGUUGCAUUUGCCUGCUGGCCCCAGCGAUGAGCAGCGCGCCUUGGGCCUCGACGCCUUCUUUCAUGACACAGACAUUCGAACCCAGCAGAAGCUGAGAACAUUCCAGCGAGAGUCUCAGGCGGCCUAG
Molecule: messenger RNA, 2484 nt
Organism: Effrenium voratum
Lineage: Eukaryota; Dinophyceae; Suessiales; Symbiodiniaceae
Source: the annotation of a GenBank genome assembly